UAAAUAUCUGAACCAAAAUCAAGGGAGAUGGAGAGAAUCUAGAAAUGCCCAUUUAUUUAGUUCCUUAAAAACCCAAGGAAAAAAGAAAAAAUAUAAAAUAUCUUGAGAAAUAAAAGAAAUGUGAAGAAAACCAGAGAAUAAAAAGAGACCGGAUGUUGACAAAUUUCAUGUCACUGUUCAUAGAAGAAGGUCGUUUGUUUGUGUGAAGAUUUCUUAUCUGGGAUCUCUCUCUCUUUCUUUCUCUCUCUAACACCACCCCAAAGCAAAGCAACAGACGUUUGCUUUUUCUUCUCAACCUUCUCUCUCUAUAAACGAAAAUAAAAAUUACAACUUUAACAAUAUUGUAUUUUUUUUUGAGAGAGAGAGAGAGAGGGAGAAAGGAGUGGCCCAGUAGAUCGAAAUCUCCUGCUUUUUGUUCUUCGACCUGAUGAUGAUCUAAGCUCCUUUAAUGGUGUUACAAAAGCACCCACUUGGUUGUUUUGGCUGUAUUUGUUACUGUAAUUUUUUUUUGUUGUUGUAAAGCUUUAGUUUUUGUUGAUACCCUGGGGAGGUUUGGGAGCUGUGAAUUAUCUAUGAUGGGGAAGUAUAGCAACUAAAUCCAUGGGAGAAUCUUCAAGGAGAGGUGAUUAGAGGAUGUGGGUCUGAGGAAUGGGAAUAAAAGUGCAGCCUAAAAGUUUUCUGCCUGGAUAUUACUCAAUGAGGGAUCUCGAUGACGAUUCUAACAGUUGUAGCUGGCCACUUUAUUAUGGAGAUAAAUCCUUGACAAAUGGUCAGUAUUACAAGAGCUUUUCCCCAGGGGCCUUUGCAGAUACAUAUCCUGGGUUUGACAAGGACAUAUUGAAGCGAACAAUGCUUCAGCAUGAGGCAAUAUUUAAGAAUCAGGUGUCCGAGCUUCAUCGUUUGUACAGAAUACAAAGGGACUUGAUGGAUGAAAUAAAAAAGAAAGAAUUACAAAAAAAUUGGAUCCCUAUUGAGCCAUCUUUGUCAUCAAGCCCGUUAGCCUCACAAAUUACAACUGAAGAUGCUCACAAAUGGCAUAUUCGCAGCUUCCCUGUGGGUAGCUCUGUUUGUGCUAGACCAUCAAUAUCUGGUGUUGAACAUAGUCAUUCUCCCUUAAGUUCUGUGAAGGGAAGUAGCGGCCAAGCUGGUCCCUUUCUGUCGCAAAAUGGAGUUAAUUCAAAGGAUGUUGAGGUGCUAGAUUGCCGACCCACAAAAGUGAGAAGGAAAAUGUUUGAUCUUCAACUGCCGGCCGAUGAGUACAUUGAUACUGAAGAAGCAGAGCGGUCAAGUUGUCUGCCAAAUGGAAAUGGGAAAAUUGGGCCUACAAGUGGUGCGAAGCAAUUUCAUGGUGAUGUAGGGAAGACUGGUUGCCUAGGUGAUGCUUCAAGAUCCAAUUCAUGUUUGAGGGGAAAAAAUAGCUUGGCUGACUUGAAUGAGCCUGUUCAGAUUGAAGAAACCAAUGGUUCUCUAUAUUCUGACUUUCUAGGCCACGGCCCCUAUCAUGGAGGCCAUGAACUGCUUGCUAAACCAAAGAAAGAGCUUCUUGAUUUGCCAAAAGACAUUUCUGCGAAUUCACAUCACCAAAGUGAUAAUAGGUCCAUAAAUAAUAUACAUGUGAAGAACAAUGGAAAUGCUAGAGGAUUCUUUUCCCAUGUGCUUGAAGCAGGGCAUGGUAAAAGCAACUUAAAAUCUAUUUCUCAAGGUUUUCAGCCAGAGAAGUUGCCUGUAUCUUCUCAGCAAGUACAGGUUCUUUUUGACAAGGGUCAUGAUCCUCCAACAUUUUCGCUAACUGAUCAAAGCAAGGCAGAUCUCUCAAGAGAGAGAAUGCUUCACAGUUUAGAAGUUUCUGAAAGUAGGGAAAUAUUAUCCAAUAUCGGCCAUCCAGAGUCAACCAUGACUUCCAAUGUACCUAGUUUGAAUCCAUUUGCUUUUUGUGAUCCUAUAAAGCCAUGGUCUCAUUCAGUUUCUUCUUGGGAAAAACCUUCUAGUAGCUUAAGCCACAAGUCAAUGUCAGUUAAGACUCACCCAAUUUUGAAUUCAUCUGGUUCUUUUAGUAAGAGUUCUGUGAUAGCACCCCAGAGCAAUGGGAGUUUUGGAGAGAAGUGGCAGAUGAGUAGCAAUUCUAGACUUAACCCAGGUUUUGAAAGUGAAUUGCCCAAUCGAAAUGGUUUUGAUUAUGGAUCCUCAUCGGGGUCCAAGGAACCUGCAAUUCGAUUUCCUUCCACCAGUUAUGAUUAUCUGAACUGUAGUAAUGAUAGUAAGGGGGUCUUUGAGCACUUCACCAUUCAUGGUUCAACUGACCCCUACAACUGCAGAAAUAGUGCUGAUAUGAAGUUUACAAGUGAUGUGAAUUUGAAUGCUGUGCUUUCAAAGAGUUCAUCUAAUGAGCCAGUUUUGCAACAAGGUCCUCAAAUAGAUGGAGGAAGAAAGCAUGAGGACAAUCUUCCAGGGCUGCCAUGGCUACGAGCCAAGCCCGCUUAUAAGAAUGAGGCCACUAGUGCAGGUAGGGAUUUGAAUGUUGGAGAGUUGAGCUUCUCUCAGUCUUCUCCAAAGCAGUCAACCAAUAAAAAUGAGACUGGUAAUGGUUUCAGUCAAAUAUUUACACAGAAUGUGAAGUCAGAUUCAUUCUCCAAUAAUGUCAAUGCCAGCAGGAGUGAAAUAAGUGAAUGCCUGCACAAUAAAAAGAUUCUAGGGAUUCCCAUUUUUGAAAAGCAGUAUGCUUCUAAGAAUGAGUCUUCUUUUACCUCCCCAUAUGCAUCUGUUCCUCAACCAUCUGAAGGUGAAGCAGAAAAUAAGGGGAGAAAUAGGUUACUUGAUAUUAACUUACCUUGUGAUAUGACUGUUCCUGACGAGAUUCAAGACAUUGUUGCAGAGAAUUCUGCCCUAGAGAAGGAAGCAGACACAAAGUUAUCUAGUUUGAGACAUCAAAUUGACUUGAACUCCUGUGUUGAUGAGGAUGAAGGUUCUUUUGUACCCUCUGUUCUGAGCACCAGCAUGAAGAUGACUGGAGGGAUAGAUUUGGAAGCUCCACUUGUUCCUGAGCUUGAGGAUGUCAUUCAUGGAGAAGAAUUACUUGAAAAGGCGUGUGAAUUACCUUUGCAAUCAGCACAAAGCAAAGAUGACUGCCUGCAGGAUGAACUUAUCAAGAGUGCAGCUGAGGCAAUAGUUGCCAUCUCAUCAUCUGGUCAGUACAGCCUUUUGGAUGAUGUAAAUUGCAAUUCAUCUGAAACUUCUCAGAUAGAUCCCUUUAAUUGGUUUGUCGAGACAAUUUCAUCUUUUUGCGAGGAUCUUGAGAUCCAGCUCGGGCAUCUUUUGAGAGGUAAAGCUGGGGAUCAAGAUGAAUCUUCCUCAGAAGAGAUUGAUUACUUUGAAUCAAUGAUUUUGAAAUUAGCAGAAAUGAAGGAAGAGGAUUAUAUGCCCAAGCCUCUGGUUCCUGAAAACUUUAAAGUGGAGGAAACAGGAACUACCUCUUCGUUAACAACUCGAACGCGAAAGGGCCAGGGAAGGCGAGGAAGGCAGCGGAGGGACUUCCAAAGGGACAUCCUUCCAGGCCUUGCUUCCCUAUCAAGACAUGAGGUAACAGAAGAUCUUCAGACAUUUGGAGGGCUUAUGAGAGCAAUGGGACAUUCGUGGCAUUCAGGAUUAAUGAGAAGAAACUUAACCAGAAGUGGGUCUGGCAGGGGGAGGCGACGGUCAGUAACUAGCUCAUCUCCUUCUUUGGUAGCCGCCACAACUUGCACGCCAUUGACGCAGCAGCUUAAUAAUAUUGAAGUGGGGCUGGAGGAUAGAAGCCUUACCGGAUGGGGGAAGACAACUAGACGGCCUCGCAGGCAAAGAUGUCCCGCAGGUAAUCCUCCAUCUCUUGCAUUAACCUAAUUACCAAAACAGGCUUUAAUGAAUUAAUUGAGGAGUACUAUAGAGGGAACUAGGUCAUUGUUGCUUCAUGUCUUCGAUAAGUGAGGUUAUCAUGAUCCGUGGGGAUUGCCUUUGUACAUUUCUUAUCUUGAAAUUUGGCUACACUUGAUUGUCUGUCUUUGAGUGGUUACGGACAACUUGUAUUAUCCAUAAAUAAUGUUGCAUGAUUUCUUCCAAGCUUGUGAAUUUAGUGAAACCAUGAGAGCUCUCCCCGUGUUUUAGGGCUGAUUCUAACAAUGCCUGUACUUGCGGUUGUUGCCUUGUCUGGUUAAUAUUUUGCUAAAUGUCUGGAAAUGUAAUACUAUUACACACAAUGCAUAUAAAACCAGAUUGGGAUCCAGAAACACAAGUUACAAGCUUCCUUUUACCGUGACAAUGUAACCUAUGCAAAGGCAAAUGGAAA
Durio zibethinus is the source of this 4318-nucleotide messenger RNA. RefSeq lists its product as uncharacterized. NCBI's taxonomy places the organism in Eukaryota, Viridiplantae, Streptophyta, Magnoliopsida, Malvales, Malvaceae. The record is from RefSeq and is a predicted model, not a curated record.